Molecule: messenger RNA, 3383 nt
Organism: Mercenaria mercenaria
Lineage: Eukaryota; Metazoa; Mollusca; Bivalvia; Venerida; Veneridae
Product: xaa-Pro aminopeptidase 1-like
Exons: 20
Coding region: 134-1987 (617 amino acids)
Molecular function (GO): metalloaminopeptidase activity
Source: RefSeq, a predicted model, not a curated record
UAAACGUAUAACGUGUACGGUAUAUACCGGAGAGACAACACGGCCAUUAGAAGGCUUUGACGAAACGAAAGGAACGAAACGGAACGAGUAUCAAAUUUUCCCCUGGAUGCACCCAGCAUAUAACUGCUGAAACAUGCCAGCUAAGAGUACUACAUCAAUAUUGACUAAGCUGCGUUCUCUGAUGAAAAACAAAGCAUAUGUCUCUGAGCCACUUCAUGCAUAUAUUGUACCAUCUGGAGAUGCUCACCAGAGUGAAUAUAUAGCACCAUGUGACUGUAGGAGGGCGUUUGUUUCUGGCUUUGAUGGAUCUGCAGGUACAGCAGUGAUUACAGAGCAUGAAGCAGGACUGUGGACAGAUGGUCGCUAUUUUCUACAGGCAGAAAAACAGCUAGAUGAAAACUGGAAAUUAAUGAAAGAUGGUCUGCCAAGCACCCCGAGUCAGGGAGACUGGUUGUCGAAACUACUGCCAGUAGGCGGGAGAGUCGGAGUUGAUCCCUUUCUUAUGGCUACAGAGACUUGGAAACCACUGUCAAAACUGCUGAAAUCUAAUGGACAUCGUCUGGUACCCGUGUCACGGAACUUGAUAGACAUGGUAUGGGAAGACCAGCCUCCUCCCCCUAACAACAGUCUCAUGGUCCUUGGUCAGAAAUAUACAGGCAAAACGUGGGAGGAAAAGAUACAGUUAGUAAGGGCAAAGUUAGAAGAGAAAAAAGCUGAUGCCCUUGUUGUUACUGCUCUAGAUGAAGUGGCUUAUUUAUUCAACAUGCGGGGGUCGGACAUAGAAUACAAUCCUGUCUUCUUUGCUUAUGCUGUGAUAACUAAGAAUUAUGUGCAUUUGUUUCUUGAUGAAGACCGGCUGGAUAAUAAAGUAAGGCAUCAUUUAAACCUAGACAUGCAAAAUGGCAAUGAAGAUGUGAAAAUUACAGUCUUACGUUACGGAGAUGUCAAGUCAUUUGUAGCUGAUCUUCCAAAAAAUGUCUCUGGCAAAAUAUGGAUCAGUGAUAAGUCAAGUUUUGGUCUGGUAAACUCAAUACCAAAGUUACGUCGACUAAGUCAACCAUCACCGAUAGCUCUAAUGAAAGCUGUAAAAAAUGAUGCUGAAAUUGAAGGCAUGAAGAGAGCUCAUGUAAAGGAUGCAGUUACACUGUGUGAAUAUUUCAGUUGGUUGGAACAAAAUGUACCAUCAGGAAAUGUUACAGAAGUGUCUGCUGCUGAUAAAUUAGAAGAAAUCAAAAGAGGCCAAGAUGAUUACGUAAGCCUGAGUUUUGCUACAAUCUCCAGUACAGGUCCUGAUGGUGCCAUCAUUCAUUAUCAUCCCUUACCAGAAACAGACAAAGCUUUAUCUACUGAAGAAGUGUAUCUCUGUGAUUCUGGAGCUCAGUACAAAGAUGGAACAACUGAUGUGACAAGAACAAUGCACUUUGGAACUCCUUCAGACUAUGAAAAGGAAUGUUUUACAAGAGUGUUGAAGGGUCAUAUAAACCUCUCUACUGCAAUCUUUCCUAAUGGUGUCAAAGGUCAGUUGUUGGAUUCCUUAGCUCGCACAGCAUUAUGGGAAGCUGGUCUGGACUACCUGCAUGGCACUGGUCAUGGUGUUGGAGCCUUCCUUAAUGUACAUGAAGGUCCAUGUGGUAUCCAUCAAAGAGUCAUGCAUGAAACUCCAUUACAGGAAGGAAUGAUUCUUUCAGAUGAGCCAGGAUACUAUGAAGAUGGCAAAUUUGGUUGUAGAAUAGAGAAUGUUGUCAUUAUUGUUAAAUAUGAUACAAAGUACAACUUUAGAGAGAAGGGUUUCCUGACUUUUGAACCUUUGACAUUAGUGCCUAUACAGAGUAAGAUGAUAGAUGCUAGUCUACUUACACAGAAAGAGAUUGAGUGGUUGAAUGAUUACCAUUCUAAAUGCAGAGAUAUUGUGGGUGCUGAGUUACUACAACAAGGGAAAAGUGCUGCAUACAAAUAUCUUAUGCGUGAAACACAACUUAUAGGAUAAAGAUCUUUUCUACUGUCAAACAAACCUACAAUAAACUGUCUGUGAAAUCUUGAGUAUGGGACAUAUAUUUUGCUACACCUGAUAAUUCCUGUGCGGAAUAGAUACACUUCCUCAGAGAAAUACAACAAACCGGACAUAGUUUCUUGCUUGUAAAAAAUAAUAGACAUCUGGACAAACUUUGUGAUAUAUUUCUACCCAUAAGAAAGACAAACGAGGGUUAUUCUACGAUAAACCUUACUUAGAUACUUAUUAUUUCGAUUCAAACACGACUUAUUUCAAAGAACGUUAGACGAGAAUCUGAGGAAUAUUUUCAUCAAAAGUAAAUAACAACUGCCUGCUACGCCACAGCAUUUGGCCGAACACAUGGUGCGCAUGCAGCAGAGUUCAAGGUCGGUUUAUUGUAGAAUAACCGGAGAUAGAUUUUGCUCUACAAGUAUGUAGGUUAUUAGCUGGUCAUGUUAGAAUCAAGGAUAAAAAAUAAAUAUGCAGUAUUAUAUUUUCUUAUGAAGUAGUCAACAAUAAUUAUAUAUAUUAUAGAUAUACUAAUUGUUUAUAACAGAGAACUUAAUUUUUUUUACAAAUGAAACAAAAUGUUGCUUAUCUUGAAAGUACUUGAGCUGCGCCAUGAGAAAACCAACAUAGUGGCUUUGCAACCAGCAUGGAUCCAGACCAGCCUGCGCAUCCGCACAGUCUGGUCAGGAUCCAUGCUGUUCGCUUUCAAAGUCUAUUGCAAUUAGAGAAACUGUUAGCGAACAGCAUGGAUCCUGACCAGACUGCGCGGAUGCGCAGGCUGGUCUGGAUCCAUGCUGGUCGCAAAGCCACUAUGUUGGUUUUCUCAUGGCGUGGCUCACUUGUUUCAGAAAAGCUUUGCAUAAUGUUUUUCAUUGAACAUAGGUUGUUUAUCUUUAUGUAACAGUUCAGUUAUUUGGAGAUUGAACAUUACUUCACAUCUUCAGCUUUUGGAUUUACAGUCAGAAACACACACCCUUGCACAUUUUUUUACGGAGGUUUGGGAAAAAAGCUAUUUUGAUAUUUGUUUUACACAUUUCUAUAAAAGGCAGUCAAAAAUGUAUAAAUGGAACUCAUUCUUUCAUUUUCACACUGCUCAUCCUUGUCAACAACUGUGAUAUGAACAUUUCAUCACAUUUUGAAUAAGUUUUUCAUGUUUUGGAAAGUUAUUCUUGCUCAGUGGCAGUAAACAUGCAGCAUGUAAAAACUGAUAAAGAGAGGAAGACUCAAAACUGAUUCUGUGUUAAGAGAAUAUUUUUAAUGAUAAUGUUUUUAAUGAUGUUGUGACAUGGUGUUUGUUAUAGUAAUAUAUUUUUAUACGAGGAAUAUUCUAUGGUGUCAAGAUGAAAUAUGCUUAUUAGAUUGGGUAAUUAUAGAAUGAAAUAUA